AUGACUAGUUUGAGCAUGGCAUCUCGCACUGAAUUUCAGAUUGCUCGCCCUCGGAAAAAGGCUAGAAGAUCUUGCUUGUAUUGUCAAAAGGCCCAUAAAACCUGCGGAAAUGAACGCCCUUGUGGGCAAUGCGUGAAGCGAAAAAUGCCAUCUGAAUGUGUUGAUGGACAUCGCAAACCGCCGAAAUACCUUUAUGAGUGUACGAAAAGAGCAGCCAAGGCCAGCGUGUAUCGCGGCGUCGCUUCUCCGCAGCAAGCCCGGCAUCAACAAGAUGAGAUUUCGAACACGACAGGUUAUGACAAGGAAACCACUGAACAAUCAGCCAACGACGAGGGACAUAUCCAAGACCGCAGAAGUGACCCGUUCGAGGCAGUCUUUGAUGAAGUCAUUGAUCCAAACUUUUUCUAUACCGAAAGACCGAAUUUCAAAUUCAAAAAUCAAGCUUCCAGGGCAACAAUGGUUAAAAGAAAUGACAAUUUCAUGACUUUCUUCUCAGAUGCUGAAUACGCCACAUGGUCAGAGAGAUCUUCCAGCGUAUCUGAAGAUAGUGAAAUAGGAACAUCAUACCAAGCUCUGGAGGACGGGUUUGGAGCCAACUUAGCAAAGCUACAUAUGUAUGCAAGAGACGCCCCAUAUUCCGGAUUUUCUAUUAGCAGUGGCUGGUCAAGUACAUUUUUUCCUCACGGAAUAGAAGAAGACCCCCACGGCUACUGA
Penicillium egyptiacum is the source of this 714-nucleotide messenger RNA. The record is from the annotation of a GenBank genome assembly. Lineage: Eukaryota; Fungi; Ascomycota; Eurotiomycetes; Eurotiales; Aspergillaceae.